AUGUCUCCAAGCUCCAGCCCUCGCCCAGAGGAAGAUAUGACCGCUGCCCAGCGUGUGUUUGGAAUCGCCGAGCUCCUCGAUCAUAUAGCCAGCUUCAUGCUGGUUGAUCAGUCCAACACUGAUGAGUCCAACACUACAAACCUUCGGCAUCAGGACCUCGCCUCAUUCGCUCGGGUCAACAAAUUUUGUUUUGCAAAGCUGGUUUCAAAGUUGUGGUUCCGUGUGCCGGGGUGGCUCGAGCGAGUCUUUGAGGCUAUAGAGCCCAAGAGACGUGAGUUCUACGCAAACAAUGUGGCUGAGGGUUCGGUGCGUCUUUGGGCUGACUCCCAGAAGACAAGGGAGUUAUUUGCGACCUCUGGCGCCCUGGAAGUGCUUUCUUUCCCUAAACUGACACGUCUGCACAUUUUCAUGUGCAGAUGUGUCGAUGGAGAAGUCUCUCUUCCCGCCGUCGACUGCCCGAACGUCCGAGUCAUGAUCAUUUAUCCGCCUUUUAAACAUGCCGCUGGAGUCUUCUCAAAGCCAUACCCAGAUGCCGAAGUAUGGGAAUCGAUCUUCUGGGAUAUCUCGACUAAGUAUCCUUCUUUGAAAGAGCUUAAAGCUAUCUGCCCUCCCUACGUUUUCCCGAACGCGAUCCGGCGGCUGCAAAAGCGCCAUCCCAAUCUUCGCGGCAGUCUCGAUCAAUUCGAGCACCGGGAAAUUGAGUGCAAGUAUGACAAGCAUGGGUAG
Messenger RNA from Penicillium bovifimosum, 726 nucleotides. RefSeq lists its product as uncharacterized. Bases 1 to 726 code for a protein of 241 amino acids. NCBI's taxonomy places the organism in Eukaryota, Fungi, Ascomycota, Eurotiomycetes, Eurotiales, Aspergillaceae. The transcript has 2 exons. The record is from RefSeq and is a predicted model, not a curated record.